GUGACACGAUACCGAAAAACGUAAUUGUAAUUUCUAAUUCAAUAGGGUAAUUCACCUUCCAAAUGUGUGACACUAUGCUGCUUGUUUUGAUCAUGGCUGAAGUAUCGCUCCAUCGAGAACCGAUUCAAUUCAAAGCAGACGAUUCUGUCGAAUACUAAGUGUAUUCCAACGUUUUUGAAGAUGAUAACGUUCUGGAUGGUUGCUUUGUUUAUGCUCAUUGGAUCUCUAUUACCGAGUAUUGUGAAAUGGGGCACACACUUCAUAUUCAAGAUAACUGACAAAGAACAAAUACAUAGAGAAGAAUUCAAAGAACUCAGGAAAGAGUUGGCUGGCAUAUCUGCUGUAGAUGAAUUUGCACGUUACGCCCGCACUCAGCGAAAAAUAAACAAGCUGGAGGAACAAAUCCAAGCUCUUGGUCAGUCGAGAAUGGACGAUCGGGAAUCUAUCAGAUGGAAAUUUACUAAAACCAUACAGGUUAUCAAUGGUACCGUUCUUGUCUACCUGGCUGUCACUCAACGGUACGAACCAGUUCUUACUGGAGUUCCUGACUGGUUCUGGCCACUGAAUCUCGUGCUUAGUUACCCCACCGGGGUCGAAGGCGCACUCAGCAUUGUAUUCUGGUUAUUUAUAUGUAACAACGCCUGUCGGGCAAUCCUCAAAUGAAAACACUUGCACGUGGUAUGAACACCAAUUUCCGAAUGA
Daphnia carinata is the source of this 702-nucleotide messenger RNA. Its product is annotated as guided entry of tail-anchored proteins factor 1-like. Lineage: Eukaryota; Metazoa; Arthropoda; Branchiopoda; Diplostraca; Daphniidae. The transcript is spliced from 3 exons. The record is from RefSeq and is a predicted model, not a curated record. Gene Ontology annotation, biological process: tail-anchored membrane protein insertion into ER membrane. Bases 181 to 663 code for a protein of 160 amino acids.